AUGACCAGGGUGCUUGUAAAUCCUUUACGCCUCUCAGAUGUCGAGAAGAAGAUUUGUAGGGUUAUAAAAGAUUACUGUAACUAUUACAACAAUGUGAAAGUGAAACCUGAAGAGAAACUUGUCGCUAGGAUUGCUGGUGGCUGGGUGCGUGAUAAGUUAUUAGGAUUGGAAUCUGAUGACAUUGAUAUUGUUGUGAAUAACAUGACAGGUGAAACGUUUGUCACUGGUUUACUUGAAUACUUUAAUAAACAAGGUCAACUAUCCAACGCUAAAGUAUAUAAGAUUAAGAAAAAUCCAGAAAAGUCCAAACAUCUUGCAACAUGUUCUACGAAGUUAUUUGAUAUAUCAAUUGAUUUUGUCAAUUUACGUUCUGAGGAGUAUAGCGAUCAUUCUAGAGUCCCUGUUGCUGAAUUUGGUACUCCACUUCAAGAUGUAACGCGGCGAGAUGCGACGCUUAAUGCCCUAUUUUACAAUAUUAUUGAAAAUCAGGUAGAGGACCUAAGUGGGAGAGGUCUCAAGGACCUUGAGGAUGGGUUUCUUCGUACACCAAUGCCACCAAGACAAACUUUCCUUGAUGAUCCAUUACGUAUCCUCCGUUUGAUCCGUUUUGCUUCACGUUUCCAGUUUGUCAUUGAUCCAGAAGCAAUUGAAGCUGCCAAGCAACCUGAUAUUCUUACGUCCUUUGAGAAAAAGGUUUCAAGGCCUCGUAUAGGUACUGAAGUACACAAGAUACUAUCUGGGCCGGAUCCUUUAUAUGGUAUUCGUUUGAUGCAUCAGGUUGACCUUAUUAAAAAAAUAUUCUCAUAUGAUGGGAAAUUAGACGGUACUGUAAUAGAACGCUCAAAGGAUAUGAAUGCAUUCAUUCCACUGCUUCUAAAUCAAUUAAAACCUUUGCUCCGGGAUUUUGAAGGUCUUGCUGCGAAAUAUUCAAGCCCAAACUUCCGUGAAUGUUACUUAUUGUCUAUGAUUUUAUCCCCUCUAUACGGAAUACAAGUUGAUUCAGGAAAAUUGAGUCUCACAGAAAAAAUCUUGAAGGAUGGUUUACAUUUUGGAAACGCUGUUGCUGAUGUUAUCAAAGUUGCCGUAGAUUCCAUUCCACGUUAUGAUAAAAUGGUUGAGAACUACGCUGAGUGGACUCGCGCUCAAAUCGGCAGCGUCUUAAGAACUCUUAAGGAACACAGGGAACUCUGUCAUUAUGUUGCUCUAACUUACAGGUAUUUGAUAGAGACUGAUGAGAAUAGUAAAAAGUUAUCGCUAGAUAUGUACCAGAAAUUCGAAGAAUACGUCAGAGAAGCAGAACUUCAAAAUGUUUAUAAAUUGGUACCACUAAUGAAUGGUAAAGAACUUAUUCAACUAUAUGCAACUAAAAGUGGUGUGUGGAUGAGUAAAGCUAUGAGUGAUAUCAUUAACUGGCAAAUGGACCAUCCUAAUGGUACUAAGGAAGAACUAAAGUCAUGGUUGUUGGAAGUGAAGAGCAAUUAUGUUCCAGUGUGA
Eremothecium sinecaudum is the source of this 1494-nucleotide messenger RNA. It is a transcript of the gene CCA1, whose product is annotated as tRNA adenylyltransferase. Gene Ontology annotation, molecular function: ATP:3'-cytidine-cytidine-tRNA adenylyltransferase activity; RNA binding. The record is from RefSeq and is a predicted model, not a curated record. Lineage: Eukaryota; Fungi; Ascomycota; Saccharomycetes; Saccharomycetales; Saccharomycetaceae. Gene Ontology annotation, biological process: tRNA 3'-terminal CCA addition. The transcript has a single exon. The coding region runs from base 1 to 1494 and encodes 497 amino acids.